GCAUAUUUAAGUGUUUUAAAAACCAGCAGCCACUUUUGUUUUGUCUUCCUUCAGAGUUCAAGCUAAAAAAUGCUUAGCAGAUUGUUAUUUUUAUUAAGUACUAUAAUACUAGGACUAGAAGCUAUACCCCCUCAGAAUGGGCCAAUAGUCCACGCGCAACAAGGUACACUGCAAGGCUCUUACUUAACUUCCCGCUAUGGAAGAAAAUUUGCAGCUUUCCAAGGAAUACCUUAUGCAGAACCACCAAUUGGAGACCUCAGGUUCAAGGAUCCUGUAACACCUAAACCAUGGGUUGGAGUUUGGAAUGCAACCCAACCUGGUGCCAUCUGUCUGCAAUGCAGAAGACUUCCACCAAGACUGUACAAUACAACCGACCCAAUUGUGGGUGAUGAAGACUGUCUCUUUCUGAACAUCUACACUCCAAAGCUUCCAAAAGAUGGAUCAAAUCCCAACCUAGACGUUCUUUUCAAUUUACAUAGUGGUGCUUUCAUGUACGGCUGGGGACAUGAAUUUGGACCAGAAAUUUUAAUGGAUAGAGACAUAAUUUGGGUCACUAUUAACUACAGACUUAAUUUUUUUGGUUUCCUCGACACCGAGGAUGAAGUUGUUCCAGGCAACAUGGGGAUGAAAGAUCAAUCAAUGGCCCUUAAAUGGAUUAAGGAUAACAUUGCAGCAUUUGGUGGAAAUCCUCACAGUAUUACUCUGACAGGAACUUCAGCAGGUGGAAGCAGCGUGCAUUAUCACUACCUAUCCCCCUGGUCUCGUGGUCUCUUCAAAGGUGGUAUAUCGCAAAGUGGGACUGUUACCCUUCACUGGGCAUUAAUGGAGGAAGGGCGCGCUAAAUCAAAUCAGUUAGGUGCACUUCUUGGCUGCAGCACAGAAAAUACUAAAACGAUGGUGGAUUGUUUGCGUCAACGUCCAGCACAACAAAUUGUGAAACAAUGUUGGAACUUCCAGAGGUGGAUGUAUAAUCCGUUUUCUCCAUUUGCCCCUACAAUAGAGAAAUCUAGUCCCAAUCCAUUCCUCAGUAAGCAUCCACUUGACUAUCUUCUGGAGGGAGAUGUUGAAGAUGUGCCAUGGAUUACAAGUGUAACAACAGAGGAUGGACUCGUGCCUGCUGGGGACUGGAUUGCAAAUGAAAAUACGUUGGAACAGCUGGUACAACAAUUUGAUGAACUUAUUCCACAUAUAAUGGACUACAAUUACACUGUUUCUAAGGAAAAUAUGAAGGAUGUCACAGACCACAUCUGUCAACAUUAUUUUCACGGUCCAGUAGACACCAAAAAGACGAAGGAACUUGUAAAGAUGAUCACUGACCGUGUGUAUCUAGCUGAUGGGGCACGAGCUGCUAAAUUACAAGCCGCUGUCAACAAAUCACCUGUCUAUUUCUAUCUAUUUGGAUACAGGGGAAAGCACAGUUUCACAGAGGUUAAUUCGGGAACAGCAAACAACUAUGGUGCAAGCCAUCUAGAUGAUACAGCCUACACCAUUGAAUAUGCUUUCAAAACUGAUGAGACUGAGGAAGACAGAGAGAUGUCCAAUUUACUCUUGGACAUCUGGAGCAGCUUUGCUGAUACUGGAAAUCCUGUUCCACCUGGAAGUAAACUGAAAUGGGAACCGACAACUCCGAACAACAAACAUCUCAAAUAUUUGUACAUCGGUGGCCCGAAGAAUCUUGAAAUGCGAUCCAGCGACAAUCUUGGGGAUUCUGACUUCUGGGACUCUCUACCAAUCAAUGAAAAACAACUUAGAGUGGAUACGUCAAUCAGUAUGAAUCACAGUGAACUUUAGGCUGAUACUUAAUAACAAUUAACGUAAUACUAAAAUUCAAGAAUAUGUGGUGGAGAUUAAUUGUGUGGUUUAUAUAAUAUGAAUAAAAAUAAUCAGUAGUAUAGUAAUAUAGCAAAACUAAUUCUGGGUAGUAUAUCACUUAAAAAUAUAUUGGAGGGACAGAACAUGACAGGUGAAAAAAUAAAGUUUUGAAAUGAUCAUGAACACCAUGACUUCACACACAUGAAAUCAAAGAGAGACGCUACUGACUGACAAGAAAAAUUCCUUAGAAGUCCAUAAUUACAGUCAAGUGAGUAUAAAAAAUUUGCAAAAAUUAUAUGCUAUACAUACAAUUACAUGACAGGAAACCAGAUACUAUAUGAUAUAUUUUAUGAGAUUUGUGGUGAAAGGUUGAUAGCAACUGAAACUCCUGAGGUUCAUAACUGUUAAAUCUUGUUUCAUGUUAAAGAAGCUAUACAUAGUCUUAUUGUGUAUUACUAAUUAGUACAGUAAAAUAUUCAUGCACAAACAAAAA
Molecule: messenger RNA, 2305 nt
Organism: Zootermopsis nevadensis
Lineage: Eukaryota; Metazoa; Arthropoda; Insecta; Blattodea; Termopsidae
Product: venom carboxylesterase-6
Source: RefSeq, a predicted model, not a curated record